This is a messenger RNA of Drosophila obscura, 1192 nucleotides long. RefSeq names its product transmembrane protein 192. Gene Ontology annotation, cellular component: late endosome; lysosomal membrane. The transcript is spliced from 4 exons. The record is from RefSeq and is a predicted model, not a curated record. Lineage: Eukaryota; Metazoa; Arthropoda; Insecta; Diptera; Drosophilidae. Bases 109 to 888 code for a protein of 259 amino acids.
GACUGGCAGCGCCACACAAGCCGACAACAAACAAACAAAGCGAAAUAAAAACAUUUCGAAAAUUACGCAUACUUUCGCUGCGCAUUUAAGGCAAAUUAGAAGCCCAAAAUGGACCACGAAGCAACAGGCGCCGCCGUCCCGGCAGGCGUUAUACCCCCACACAUCCACGACACGGACCAACUGUUGGAUCCCGUGCUCUUUUCGAAUAACAAUGGAACCUUCAAGCUGAAAACGGUGCCCGCAUUUAGCAUACACUUGCUUAUCUCGUCUGUGAUUUCGUGUGUGGGCAUUGGCCUGGCGGCUCUCUGGCCAGCGGAACGACGAUGCGACGCCUACUUUAUAAUGCUCUACUUGCGCGCCACCUUCUGGGUCAUCACAUAUCUCUUCGAUCACUUCAUAAAAGUGCAACACGAUAAUCUGCGACUGAGCGGCUACCACGAUUUUCAUCGCGAGACGAACAUGCAAAAGGGCAUACCGCUGCAGGUGGUGUCCCUCUGGAACUCCGCGCUGCUGGCUGUCCAGGCUAUGAUCCAUCAUUAUUAUGGAGACAGCUUCUGGGAGCACUGUGCCGCCGGCUGGCUGUCGCCCGUCAGCUAUGUGACAGCGUUCACUGUGGCCGAGAAUGUGGUGCUGUCCAUCUCCAAUGGCUGCUAUAUUGACAAGGUGCGAAAAUUCAACAAGGCCAAUCUGGCGCCAGAUGUCCUGCGCGGCACCGAUCAAGUUGGCGGCUCCUUGGGCCUGAUGCAGCCCGGCGGCGACACAGCCGAACUGCUGGAGAAGCAAGCGGAUCUCAUUGCCUAUCUGCGGGAUCAUUCGCACAAGCUCAACCUGAAGCUGCACCAAAUGCAGACGAAUGUGCGGCCAGUGCGCACGCCACAGAUUCCUUAAUUCAACGGCUAACAAAGGACCAUUUAUACCACUACAUACAUUAUUACGUACAUAUUAUUCAUAUUCGUUUUAUUGGCGCUCUUCCCUUUAUUCUUUUACUCGGUUCAUGGCGUAGAAAUUGGUUAUUUCUUCAAGGAAAUCAUAUUUAAACACAAAAACAUGCCCAAUUGUAAAUAUAAAAAAAAAACAAAACAAAAUGAAAAAAUUAAAACAUCAGUAUGAUUGUAAAGUUAUAUACAAACAAGUGCGCGUGCGAGUGUGUUUGUAAAAUUGUUAAAUUAAAUCUGAUCUAUCAUCUAUUCUA